Molecule: messenger RNA, 2715 nt
Organism: Penicillium arizonense
Lineage: Eukaryota; Fungi; Ascomycota; Eurotiomycetes; Eurotiales; Aspergillaceae
Exons: 4
Coding region: 1-2715 (904 amino acids)
Biological process (GO): siderophore biosynthetic process
Source: RefSeq, a predicted model, not a curated record
AUGACAGUCGCUGCAACAUCCCAGUCUCAAGCCAUGGCUGAGACUACUAAGCGUCUUCUUGCGCAACUCGCCAACGAAGGACUGUUCCAUCGAACAUGCUUCGCCGACAAGCUCAUAGAACCAGUUGGGCCAGAGGAUCUACCUGAUAUGCUCAAUCCGGGUAUCUCGCUGGUCGUCCUCCCACGGUCUUCAGUUCAUAUGUAUGGACCAUUCGAAGAGUUAACCCAGUCUCUGGUGAAAGGCUUUGGAGUGGCACCCCCGGCCUUCAAUGAAUUGGUUAUGGUCCCUUGUCUGUCCCGCCAACUGCCAGCGCUGCUCCAUCAUUUCCCAGAGGCAGAGCAUGUCAAGUCGGUCCUCGCUGCUGCGAAGGCACAUGCCGCUAUCCGAACAGUCUCCAUCCGUGGUUAUGAAUUUGACGUGAAAUUCUCUCUCGCAUGUCAGAUUACCUCCGCGCUACGAGUUCUGCCGUGUUGGUCUGCGGCUGCAGCAACGGAGAUGACGGCGUUCAUGAGGAAGAUUCUUCCGGAGGACCUCUGGCUGUUCGGAGAGGUGGCUGCUGUGACUGGGAGUCAAGAAGACAAGAGUGAAGCUCGCCACCUGACAUGUAUUCUUCGGGAGAACCUGGAGGCGAGAGCACAAGAAAAUGAUGAAGCACUCAUCCUGGUCUCCGCACUAAUGGAAAAGCCACUCGGUGGUCAACAGACGUACGCAGAAAUUCUCUUUGACCUGAAAACGACAGCUGAAAAGAAAAAGUGGUUCACGAGCGUUGGAUGCGAGCUCCACGCCCAGAAUACCGUCGCCCGCAUUUGUCGCAAGUCGAAGACGAUAAAAGGAUUUGCAGUCCGAGACUUAGCUGGAGUGAAACUCCAUCGACCGACGCUAAAAAAGCAGGGCUUUGAUAUAGAUACUACUGGGCUGGGCACGGAUGACCUCUACCAAGUGUGGAACAGGGUCCAUCAUGCACUUCUGCAGAACAACGUCGGCUACAUGCUAUAUGCACUCGGUCUGGAAGGUGCAGAAGAUGGAUGGGCCAUCGUGCGGUCGACGCUCUCCGAGGUUCUCAAGACAGACGAUAGCCCAAUUGGAAGGGAGAUGUAUCGGUACUUUACCAAAGAGACGAUGCCUUUCAAAAGCUUCCUGGGAAUGAGGAUGGGUGCCUGUUUCAAAAAUUCAAUGGCGAUCGUUGAAAAAGAGAUACCCAAUGUUCUCGCCAAAAGGUCUCCGUGGCUGCUCCAAAUCUCCUUAGCUAGCACUCAGGAUCCGCAAAACCCGGUCUUGCCAGAACAAGUUCAUCCAGAAUAUCGUAUUAGAGAAAGCGAGGCACUGCAAGAGAGAUUGGCGGACUCUGUUAGUCCAUAUGGUGCAUUUCCCGGGGCCGCGAAAAGACUUAAUCCCCACCCAGCGCUCCUACCAUGGCAGUUUGUGAAGAACCUGGAGACCUUCAAUGAAGCCUUGGCCAUUGCUCUGAAUAACAUCAUCGAAAGAUGGUGGACAGACAAGGAGGCUGAUCUACCAAGUCGAAUGCCAUUGGGACCCCAUGUCGAGGAACUCUUGCAGUGGGUAGAUGAAGCGACUGCACACGGUAUCAUGCCACCCUUCCAUGGCCACCAGGGUAAUCUACGACCAGAUAUCUUGCUCCCAGUCACAGACCGUGAAAUCCCAGAAUUUCGCGUCUGUGAAAUCAACGGCCGGUUUCCCAUCAGUUUUCUCCACUACGUUGCAACGGCCUACGAGGCACUAAGCGGCAGCACAUGGAAUACGCCCUUGAUCGAACCUGCCACGAAGUACAAUGUACUCCUAGAGAGCCUGUUUGACUUGUUUGACCCGGAUAGCCCCGUUCACUUUGUCAAGGAAAGUCAAGGUUUUCCGUCCGAUAGCCCUCUGUUUGGUUUUAUUGAAGAGCGAACCGGGAGGAGACCGAGAACCGUUAGGCCAGGCGACCUCCGUCUAGUGCCCAGUGCAACCAGCCAAACCGGGUUCACCUUAUGCUGUGUCUGGGGGGCAGAUCCCACGGUCAAAACUCCCCCUGGUUCCAUUCUGGAGGUAGAUGGUGAGAUGUUAGAGACAGUACACCAGGUGGGUCUGCAGCUCUACGACUUUGAGCUGUUCUCUCUAUCUCCCGAGAUGGUGCGACACAUUGCCGCGUGCUGCAGGAAUGACCCCCGGAGUGUGUUCAUCGCCCACGAUAAACGCAUCCUAGGCAUUAUCCUCCAGGAGCUAGACAGCCUCGUAUAUACGCAACGAGUAUUGUCUCCUGCACAAGCACAGACCCUGCGUGAACAUAUCAUCCCUGCCAUCCUCCCCGGAACGGCUGCUUUCAGAGCCCUACUCCAACACACCCACACUAACCCCAUGAUCAAAGACCAUUAUAUCCUCAAACCGACCCGGGAUGCUCGUGGAGCCGGCAUCCUGCUGGGAAGAAAUAUCUCCAUCGAGCAAUGGCAAUCGAUUUUAACCUCCCUCGACAGCCAAGACAUUUAUUCGGCGGCAACACAGUAUAUGCUGCAGCCCCUGCUGGACUUACGGUCGUUUGAAUGGUUCUGGGAUGAAGAGCGCCAAGUCCGCAAGAGUCGCAGCGUAGGCACAUACUAUUCUGUGAACGGACGUUUUGUUGGAUUGGGGAUGUGGAGAACAGGGGCUGUCUCGGAGGACGUGAUUUCUGCUUCUACGAAGGAUGCGACGUCUGUUUUAGCCGUGGUUGCUCUUAAUAGUUAA